AUGGCUCCGUCUGCAUGGGUGAUUGUCACGUGCGCGUCCAUUGCGAGUCUCAAUUGCGGGACCCUGUACUUCUUUGGCGCGUAUUCACCGCAGGUCGCGUCCCAGCUACGGUACACGGCCGCACAAACGUCGCGGAUCGCGAUAGCUGGACAGUCCGCCACGGUCCUGGCCGGCCCGCCAUGCGGACACGUUAUCGACGCGGUCGGGUUCACUGUCCCGGCGGUCUUGGGCACCCUGGCGAUCUGGCUGGGGUACUUCCUGUUCUACAAGCAGUACUCGUCUGCUGCCUCAAAUGUACCAUAUAGCUGCUUUUUAUUUGCUCUGAUCGGCGUGGGCAGCACUGGACUCAGCUCUGCGUGCGUGAAAAGCAGCAUGCUCGCGUGGCCUGCGCGCAAGGGCCUUGCCGUGGCGCUGCCGCUGGCAUGCUACGGCGCCAGCGGCAUCUUCUUUUCCAGGCUGGGGAGCUGGUUCACGCCGGGCGACACAGCCGAGUUCCUCAAGAUGGUGGCUAGUGUGACGUUUGGAAUCGGACUGCGUGGCGGCGGCCAUCGAGAUGCAGGCGCUGUCGUCGCCGCGGCCUGUGCUGCGCCACACAGAGAAGCCACACGCACUCUAUACUCCCGAGUUCUGGAUGGUCACAGCAGCGCUGGGACUGCUUGCCGGGAUCGGGCAGAUGUACAUCUACGGUCUCGGCAUGAUUGUGUGCUCGCUGUACGCGUUGCCGUCGCAGACGCAGCAGACUCUCGCCGCAUACGAUGUGGCGGUGCAGGAGCACCAGCACGCGCAGGUGAGUCUGCUCUCGCUGUGCUCGACGGGCGGGCGCCUGCUGGGCGGGCUGGUGGCGGACGAGUUCCACGCGCGCGUGCGGCGGUCGCGAACGUACCUGCUGCUCGUUCCCGCCACGCUGAUCGGCGCAGUCCAGGUUGGUGGCAUUUUUUCGCAAAACCUGCGUGCGCUCUCUUUUUUGUCUGUGGGGCUGGGGCUGGGGUACGGCUCGCUGUACACGCUGACACCGCUGGUGGUGAGCGACCUGUGGGGGAUGACAAGCUUCAGCACGAACUGGGGGCUGUGCAACCUGACUCCGGUGGUGACCAACCUCGUGCUGAGCACGCUGUUCGCCCGCAACUACGACCUGCAUACCGAAAAUCUGGAGAUAUCCGGGGAAGCGAGACGGCUGUGCAUGUCCGGAUACAGGUGCUACAACGGCGCGUUCUGGGGCACGCUGGUGCUGGCAGUGGUCGCGUGCGGGUUCCUUUGGGCGCUGGUGAGCCGGCAGACGCACUACACUCCGCUGCAAAAAGAGGAGACCGAAUAAAUAAUUUUUUUUAA
This is a messenger RNA of Ogataea angusta, 1329 nucleotides long. RefSeq lists its product as uncharacterized. The coding region runs from base 1 to 1329 and encodes 442 amino acids. The transcript is spliced from 2 exons. Lineage: Eukaryota; Fungi; Ascomycota; Pichiomycetes; Pichiales; Pichiaceae. The record is from RefSeq and is a predicted model, not a curated record.